Messenger RNA from Pundamilia nyererei, 934 nucleotides. RefSeq names its product thioredoxin-like. Bases 241 to 669 code for a protein of 142 amino acids. The record is from RefSeq and is a predicted model, not a curated record. NCBI's taxonomy places the organism in Eukaryota, Metazoa, Chordata, Actinopteri, Cichliformes, Cichlidae. The transcript is spliced from 5 exons.
GCAGAAAGCGCUUGGAGUUCUCGGCUGAGUAGAAAGGCGGUAUAAAAAAAAUCAAUGUAUUUACGGUUCAGCUCAUUAAAUUUUUUUAUUGUGUAAACCAAAUGCAGAGACUUCCGCUUCGACUGCUGAUGGCUAACUUUACGCAGAGUGUUUAAAAGCUUGGGGCGUGUGCUGACCGCAGGUCAUUUCCAAACUUGGAGGUUUGUUGUUGUGUCUUGGAAACAUUCGUCAACAGUAAUCAUGGUUCGUCAAGUGAAGAAUCUGGUAGAGUUCAAUAACAUCCUGAAGGAAGCUGGAAACAAGCUGGUGGUGGUGGACUUCACAGCCACUUGGUGUGGCCCCUGCCAAAGGAUUGCCCCAGUGUAUGAGGUACAUGCUGUCAAAACUAAAACGACUCUGAACUCUUGCAUCUGCAUGUCGAUCUGUGCUUCCACAUUAUUUCUGUCCCUCACACAUUACAAUAACCUGUAUAUUGGGAUGGCUCAUGAGCCAGAGGAGUCACUAUGCUACACUCAUCUGAUGUAUUUGCUUCUCUUUCAGGAUGUGUCCUCAUCCUGUGGAAUCAGAUCCAUGCCCACGUUCCAGUUUUACAAGAAUGGCCAAAAGCUCCACGAGUUCUCCGGAGCUGAUCAAGCUACACUACUUAAAAAAGUAGAAGAGCUGAGAUAAGAAGUCCAGUCAACACACGGCCAUGUUGCAAAAAACAAAAAUGCCUCACAUUACGAUCUGUACAUGAUUCAUGAGCAUGAAGUCUAUCUUUCACAGGCAAUAAUAUAUCUACAUAUCCUUUAAUAUUGACAUAGCUUUCCUGUCUUAACAAAAUAUGAUGCUGAUAACUUUUAACUUUGUUUUUCUGAAAGUUUGACUUUGAUCCCAAACUGCUUUGUAUGUUUUGUGUUCAACAAAGUACAUACAAUAAAUGGAUUACAUCAAA